GGAGAAAUGCGGGCUCAUAAACUCCAUCAUGGCGGCCAAGUUUGAAUAAUCUUGGACAAUUUAAAUACCAAGAUCAAGCCAACGAAAGCCUUUGAAAAUGGAUCGAAGAGACCAGUACAAAACUUUAGGUGUUAGUGUGGAGUCUCAGAGAAGUAAACGACGUGACCAGGAGGCAGAAAUUCGGAAAGAGAAACGCGAGAAGUUGUUGAGUGCAAAACGAGUUCGUUUCUCUGAAGUUGAAAGUGAUUGCGAAGUUGAAGACUUUACGACAGAACAAGUUCAAGAAUUAGCCAGGGUGAUACAAAAAUCAAACGAGAGCAAUCUGAAAAACCUAAAAAGUCUAAGGAAAGCGUUUGCACAAGGAAGUGAAUUAAUAAGCGUUUUUCUUGGAGUCGAAAACAGUGUGAGGGCUUUAGUCGGACACUUGACCGGGAACAACUCACAGUUACAGCAUGAAGCUGCUUGGUGCAUCACGAACUUGGCAACAGGCGCUCAUGAAGAUACUAUGAAAGUACUAAAAGCAUCCGCUGCUUAUCUUAUCACAUAUCUUAGCGGACAAAAUGUUCAACUGCAAGAUCAGUGUGCCUGGGCUUUGGGAAAUUUUUCUGGCGAUUCUCAGGAAUGUAGGGACAUUCUGCGAGCGCAGGGGAUCAUUGUACCAAUGGUUAAUCUCUUAAAGUCACCAAUAUCCACUGUAGUGCAGUCAGCAGCAUUUGCUCUAUCCAACCUAGCCAGGGGAGAACAGGGUGUCGCUGAAGAACUGUUACAAGCAGGGAUAGCACCUCUGAUCAUUAGCCUCCUUACUCCUGGAAACAGCUCCACUGAUGUUGCUUCAGAAGUAGCUUGGGUAUUGUCAUACUUGACAUCCAAACCUAUCUGUGUGCCUCUAUUAGUAUCAGGAGGAGUUACCAAUAUUCUUGUUGAAUCCUUGAGUUUGCUGGCACAGCAAACUGAACUUGAUAGCCAAGCUGUGACACCAAUGUUACGAAGCUUAGGUAACAUUGUUAGUGGACCUGAUGAAUAUGGAAUACAAGCAAUGCAGAGUGGAAAACUGGUUGGUGCAAUGAAAUCGUUUCUCCAAUCAGUUCACAGGCAUAUAAAGAAGGAGAGUCUGUGGGUACUGUCCAAUUUGACUGCAGGACCAACAGAACACAUUGAUGUGUUAGUUCAAGGAGGAAUAUUACCACUUGUUAUGGAUCUGAUGUCAUCAACUUAUGAUAUUAAGAAAGAGGCUGCUAUUUGCUUGUGCAAUGUUGCACAUCAUGGUCCUGAAUACUUGAAGAGUGUUUUAGAUGUUGGAGCCAUGGAAUCAUUCAUCAACAUUAUGAAAUCUCCAGACCAAGACACUGUUAUUACUGGUCUUCAGUUUGUUGAGAUGUCUCUGAGAAAUUUCCCUGCAUCUAAAGACUUGUUUGAAGCUGGUGAGGGCGUUGCUUGUUUAGAAGCUUUGGAAUACAACUGUAAUGAAACAAUUUGUCAGUACGCAAAUGAGCUUCUUGAUACUUAUUUCAUGGAGGAAGGGCCUGAGGAGGGGGACUUUGGUGGGGAAGCAGAGAAUAGCGAAAAUGAUGUGUUGUCAUGGAGAUGCCAAGACAGUGAGAUGACAUCAUAGUGUGAUCUACACUUUUCGGAUAAGUUUUUAAUGCACAUUUCUUGGAGAAGGUUACUUUUCACCAAAGAGAUAUUCAGACAUGAAGCCCAAAAAGAAAAAUUGGGCUCUCUGAUUAUCAAAGGUAGCAGAGGUUGAGUACAAUUGCAGUUCAAUUUUUGUUAACUCUUUAACAAGUUACCAAGACUAAAUUUUUUUCUAACAAUAUAAAAACAAAAUCAAGCAGACAAGUGAUGAGAAUGAAGAAUACUACAAUCAAAGAGGAUUCUUUGCUGAUCCAAUAUCAAUUUAUCCAAACUAAUUCCACAAGAAUUGCAUGAGAAUAAACAAAAAUGCCAUCAGUUUAACCUGUAAACAGGCUUUAGCAUUUGCGUUUUGCUCACAGCUCCUAUUCUGAACACAGCCACCAAUUACAUCAUCAGCAGCCACUUAUGGAGAACAUUAUGGAAACCCCUUUUUUGUUUAACAUAUAUAUAUUCAUAAUGGAGAUGCUGUUUCAUCUUGAGAGAAAUUACACCACUGUUUUCCUUUUCACAUUGAAGAAUAUACAGUAUUAGUAUAUACCACACAGGUGAAUAUAAUUUUUUUUGGCACACAUGAUUGGCUACUUUGGAAGUAAAUAGCAGGUACUUUUCACCUCCAAGCAGUGGAUGAGAUGAAAUCGUGCAUCAGGAGUUUACUUUCUGACCAUUUUGCAGUAUAUUGAAAGCAAGAUAAAUUUUGGUAUUUGUAUGGUAUAUACUAAAACAGUUUUUUACCUUGCUGUCAGUGAAAGUGGUUGAUAUUUAAUAACCUCACCACUUCAUGGCUUGAUAAAUAUCCAACAUGAUAUAUUGGAUAUUUGCCCUUUUGACUUUUUUCUUGACAACUGCCCACGUUCAAAAUGUUGGAUGAUAUGUUGGAUGAUAUCCAUGAUAGUAAAGAUUAAUAGAUCAAAGAGGUGGAAAUGAAGUGUGUUCUUAAGUUAGUAGUCUUUUCUCAUCUUUUCUAAUUUUUAAUUUUGACAUAAUUUACCUUUUUUCAACAACUAAGAAAAACUGUGCUCAAUUUUUUAACAUAGAAUGUUGCUAACAAAAUAUUCUGGCUAUGGUUACUCCUUUUAGAACCUAGUGAAUUAUUAAUUAAAUUUCGAAAGCUAUUUUGAAUUAAUUAACAAUCUUUGUUUAGCUCACUCUUUGUAAGUGUCUUUUGUUGUUCUUUCCUCAUUCUGGAUCCAUCUUGUGUAUUUUGAUAGUCAUCAUUCUCAAGCUUUUAUUUUCAUUGACAGAUGUGUAUGGGUAAAGCCAAAUCAAUUUUCAGCAACAGAUGUUCCCUGCCAACUUUACGUUUAGUGUGCAGACGGAACAAUAAAAUAUUUAAUCAGUUGUUCGCUGACAAGACCUUUUGUUCAAAAUUUGAAAUGCCAGUUUUUGAACGUGGGCAGUUGUCAAGAAAAAAGUCAAAAGGGCAAAAUUUGCUAAGUGUGGACGACUCCACGAGAAGACUUGAUAGAGAAAUUAUUAAGGGUUUGGAUUUAGGAAAAUAAAUUGUCACCAUCUUUUUCUCGGGA
Messenger RNA from Pocillopora damicornis (cauliflower coral), 3158 nucleotides. RefSeq lists its product as uncharacterized. Lineage: Eukaryota; Metazoa; Cnidaria; Anthozoa; Scleractinia; Pocilloporidae. The record is from RefSeq and is a predicted model, not a curated record. Gene Ontology annotation, cellular component: cytoplasm. Gene Ontology annotation, molecular function: protein binding; nuclear import signal receptor activity. Gene Ontology annotation, biological process: protein import into nucleus.